Messenger RNA from Phragmites australis (common reed), 1913 nucleotides. RefSeq names its product glucan endo-1,3-beta-glucosidase-like. Bases 259 to 1617 code for a protein of 452 amino acids. Gene Ontology annotation, cellular component: plasma membrane. The transcript has 4 exons. Gene Ontology annotation, molecular function: hydrolase activity, hydrolyzing O-glycosyl compounds. The record is from RefSeq and is a predicted model, not a curated record. Gene Ontology annotation, biological process: carbohydrate metabolic process. Lineage: Eukaryota; Viridiplantae; Streptophyta; Magnoliopsida; Poales; Poaceae.
CAAGAACAAAAAGGGAACCCAACAAGUUCAUGGACACGAUAGAACGCAAACUAACCCGAUGCCAAAGAAAAGCAUCCACUUCAACCCAAGUGCAAAAGAACAGUCAUCUUGCUCCCGCAUCACGCAAUAGCCAAUAGCCUGACAUGGUGUGUCCAGCUUUGCCUCUUUAAAAAUGGCGAGCUGCAAGCCAUUCUCUCGGCCUCACUCUACUGGUGAUCGAUAUAGUAACUGGUAGCAACGAAGCUGAAGCUAGCCACGAUGCUUGGCACCGUCUUGAUCCUCCUCCCAAUGCUGCUCUCGGUUUCUGUUAUCAAAGGCACCGACGCCGGCGGCAUCGGCGUCAACUAUGGCACGCGGGCGGCGACCCUCCCGCCACCAGCCGACGUCGUGCAAUUCCUGGCCCGCGACACGAUCGUCGACCGCGUCAGGCUCUUUGACGCGGACCCGCUCCUGCUGCGGGCCUUCGCCGACACCGGCCUCGCCGUGGACGUGACCGUGCCGAACGGCGUCGUCCCACGCCUUGCGAGCCUCGCGUUCGCGCGGCGAUGGGUGCGCGAAAACGUGGCGCCCUACGGGCGGGCCACCAACAUCUCGCGGGUCCUCGUGGGCCACGAGGUGACCACAGAGGCCAACCGGACGCUGCUCCUCAGCCUCGUGCCGGCCAUGCACAACAUGCACAGAGCGCUGGCCGCCGUGUCUUUGAACCGCCAGAUCAAGGUCUCCACCACGCACUCGCUCGGGGUCCUGGCCACGUCCGCGCCGCCAUCGGCCGGCCGGUUCCGCGACGGCUACGACGCGGCUACCAUUAAGCCGCUCCUAAGCUUCCUGCGCGCGACGGGCGCGCCGUUCAUGGUGAACGCGUACCCGUUCUACGGGCUCACCAACGACACCCUCGACUUCGCGCUGUUCCGGGUGAAUGUCGGCGCCAUGGACGACGGCUCCGGUCUGGUGUACAGCAACAUGCUGGACGCACAGCUCGACGCCGUGCACUCGGCGAUAAGGCGGCUGGGCUUUGGGGACGUUGACAUCGUUGUGGCCGAGACUGGGUGGCCGUCGGCCGGGGAGGACUGGGAGGUCGGCGUGGGUGCGGACCUCGCUCGGGACUACAACAAGAACGCCAUCCGGCACCUUGGGUCCGGCGUGGGCACCCCGCUCAUGCCGAACCGCACCUUUGAGGUGUCCAUCUUCUCCCUCUUCGACGAGAACCUCAAACCCGGGCCGGUGUCCGAGAGGAACUUCGGCCUGUUCCGCGCGGACAUGACGCCGGUCUACGACGUUGGCAUCCUCAUUGCUCCAGAGACCGUUGCCCCGGUGAGUGCGAAGGUGGCACCGGCGUCGGGCCCGACUGCCCGGCGAUGGUGCGUGCCGAAGCCGGCGGCGGACGAGAUGGUGCUGCAGGAGAACAUAGACUUCGUGUGCGGGCAAGAGGGCAUCGACUGCAGCGCCAUACGGCCGGGUGGCAUCUGCUAUGAGCCGGACACCGUGCAGGGCCACGCGGCGUACGCCAUGAACCUUUAUUUCCAAUCCAAUGGCCAGCACGCGUUCGACUGCGAUUUUGUUCAAACGGGAGUUGUUACUACUACUGAUCCCAGUUAUGGAGGCUGCAAAUUCAUCUGAACAAAGACCGAUCACGUAAGAAGCUUCUUAAGCUUUGUCUUUACCGUGUAUUGACUGAUGCACUUGUUAUAGCGGUAAAUUUCUGCAAAAAUAUAAGAAAAGGUUCAGAAUGUUCUGUUUGUCCAUGUUAGUAUAAACAAAGCUAUAUAAAGCCACAUGAGCACUGCAGCAGAUGAACCCAACACAAUGGAAGCCAUUUUUCUACAUAUGAGAGGAACAUUAGAUCAACUUAGCUGAAUACGCAAGGCUCUCUUUUAGUAACAAUGCACACAAAACAAAACAAUUCUACAAUAUAA